Messenger RNA from Vombatus ursinus (common wombat), 1482 nucleotides. RefSeq names its product DNA polymerase delta interacting protein 2 (gene POLDIP2). Gene Ontology annotation, molecular function: DNA binding. Gene Ontology annotation, cellular component: mitochondrial nucleoid; nucleus. The transcript has 11 exons. Bases 1 to 1110 code for a protein of 369 amino acids. Lineage: Eukaryota; Metazoa; Chordata; Mammalia; Diprotodontia; Vombatidae. Gene Ontology annotation, biological process: error-free translesion synthesis. The record is from RefSeq and is a predicted model, not a curated record.
AUGGCGGGCUGCGUAGCCCGGCGGGCCGUGGCCGUGGCCGUGGGCGGCCGCUGCUGCUGCUGGUGGUCCCGGCCGCUGGCGGGGGCCCGGGCGCUGCGGCCACUCGCGACCUUUCCCCCCGCGCCCCCGGCCGCGGCCGCGGCGCGGAGACACCUCUCGUCCCGAAACCGACCAGAGGGCAAAGUGUUGGAAACAGUCGGCGUAUUUGAGGUGCCAAAGCAGAAUGGGAAAUAUGAGACGGGCCAGCUCUUUCUUCACAGCGUAUUUGGGUACCGAGGGGUCGUCCUGUUUCCCUGGCAGGCCAGGUUGUACGACCGUGAUGUGGCUUCUGCCGCCCCAGAAAAAGCAGAGAACCCAGCUGGCCACGGCUCUAAGGAGGUGAAAGGCAAAACCCACACGUACUACCAGGUGCUGAUUGAUGCCCGGGACUGCCCACACAUAUCUCAGAGAUCUCAGACGGAAGCUGUGACGUUCUUGGCCAACCACGAUGACAGUCGAGCCCUUUAUGCCAUACCAGGACUGGACUAUGUCAGCCAUGAAGACAUCCUCCCCUACACAUCCACCGACCAGGUCCCUAUCCAGCAUGAGCUGUUUGAAAGGUUUCUCCUCUACGAGCAGUCCAAAGUUCCGCCCUUUGUGGCCCGGGAGACCCUUCGAGCUUGGCAGGAGAAGAAUCACCCCUGGCUAGAGCUGUCAGACGUCCAUCGGGAAACCACCGAGAACAUCCGUGUCACUGUCAUCCCCUUCUACAUGGGCAUGAGGGAGGCCCAGAAUUCCCACGUCUACUGGUGGCGCUACUGCAUCCGUUUGGAAAACCUGGACAGUGAUGUUGUACAGCUUCGGGAACGUCACUGGAGAAUAUUCAGCUUGUCGGGCACAUUGGAGACAGUGCGAGGCCGAGGGGUUGUGGGCAGGGAGCCUGUCUUAUCCAAGGAGCAGCCGGCUUUCCAGUACAGUAGCCACGUCUCUCUGCAGGCCUCCAGCGGGCACAUGUGGGGCACGUUCCGCUUUGAGAGGCCUGAUGGCUCUCACUUUGAUGUCCGAAUUCCCCCCUUCUCUCUGGAGAGCAAUAAGGAUGAGAAAACACCCCCUUCUGGCCUUCACUGGUAGGGCAGCUCAGGAUCCAUGUCCAGCCUCGGCCGACCUGAAGUGAUUUCCAUCUCACGAUGGCUGCAGAACAUUGGGCUCUUCCUUCACUUCUCAUGGGUCACCAUGGGUUUGGCGUCUCUUAUAGUUUGUUCCAUUUGGUUGUGGUUUUUUUUUUUUGGGUUGUGUAACUAUUUUCUCUAAAGACCCACAUUGGGCUCCUCCAAAACCAGCCUUCCCUGCUCUGCUCGCACUAUGUUCCGGUAAACCUUCCCAAGCAGAAACCCAACCUGUUUGGCUGCUACAGGAAAUAGGAGGGAAUUCCCUUGCCCAUUCUAUGAGUUGCUUCGGAGUGUGAGAUUUGGUCAAUAAAUCAGUGCACGCCUGGCCACCCUC